AUUGUAUGAACAACCCAUCAUACCGCAACAUCAAUAAUUAUGUAUAAAAAAUAUAAUUAAAAGAAAAUAUGACUUUAUGAACUUAUUCAAAAUAAAAACAAACCCGAUUCUCAUUUUUGUAAGUGAAGUACAAAAUAAUGAAGGUUUUGGAUUCUAUUCGAAUUUUAAGAUUCAAUAUAAUUAUUUUAGCAUUUCUAUCAACUUUAUUAACCAUUUCUGCCCAUCCAUAUCAAACAGGUACAGUACCAUCGAAGAAUCUAACCAACACAUCAUAUCGGUUACCUAACACCACUAUACCAUCAAAGUAUUACAUCGAUAUAGAAAUACCUGAAGACGCUUUAAACGGCAAAAACGUCACUUUCAAGGGGUUCGUUAAAAUACUGUUUACAGUAACCAAACCAAGUGAUACAAUUUAUUUGAAUGGAUUUGUACGGAUUUGGAAUAUUACUUUAACAGACAAUGAUAAAAUUAUACCAGCAUUGAAGUAUUUAAAAAAUACUACCACAGAAAUAUUAAUGAUUGUUUUCAAAAAUAAAUUAGUCAUUUCUGGUAAUUAUAGUUUAAUCAUUUGCUACAGUGGUGAUUUAAUGACUGAUAUCAUCAAAGGAGUAUCAAGGAUUAAAUAUACUGAAGAUAGACGUACUAAAUAUUUGAUUGCCACUCAGUUUCAACCUACUUAUGCCAGAUAUGCUUUCCCGUGUUUUGAUGAACCCCUGUACAAAGCUACGUUCAUUUUGAAAAUUUCUUAUCCCGUUGGGUACACGGCUAUGUCUAACAGACCUGAAAAGGAAACAAUUGUUAGAAAUAAUACAAAAAUCACUGUAUUCCAAGAAACACAAAAAAUGUCAACGUAUCUACUGGCAUUUUCGGUUUCAAAGCUGACAUGUUCGAAAUCUGACGGAAAUGUUUCCCUUAAAGUAUGUUCCCGAGACAAAUUCGUCGAUGACAGAUCUUUUGCUUUAAACCACGGAUUGAAACUCAUCAAUGCAAUGAACUCAUGGACCAACUUCAAUUACAGUGAGGGAAAUUCCAAAUUGGACCAAUUUGCCAUACCAGGAAUAACGGAACUGGCCAUGGAGAAUUGGGGAUUCGUGACAUACCAUGAAUUUAUGCUCUUGUGGAAUAAAGCUGAGGCUUCCAGCGAAUUGACACAAGCAAGUGUUGAAACAAUAGCUCAUGAAUUGUCUCAUCAAUGGUUUGGUAACUUGGUCACUACCAGUUGGUGGGACACUCUAUUUCUGAACGAAGGAUUUGCUACUUAUUUCCAACAUUAUCUUUUGAACCUGAUAGGUUUGGAAUAUUUAGAAAUGGAAAAACAGCUCAUUAUAAAACAACAGCAAGUCGCGUUUGUAGAAGAUGCGCAUAUCGAUUCUUCUGCUUUGACUUCUGAUGUAUCCACUGUGGAUGAGAUUGAGGAUAAAUUUGGAACGAUUUCAUACAGUAAAGGAGCUAGCGUUAUCAAAAUGAUAGAGAAUGUCAUAGGACCGAAUAACUUUAAAAAAAGUCUACGUGUAUAUCUCAAGAAAAAUGCUUUUGAUGUUACCACGCCUGAAAAACUUUGGGAUUCCCUAGGCAGUUUUAUCAAAAAAAGAACAUUACCCGAAAAUCUCACUUUUUCUGAAUUUAUCACCAAUUGGACCAAUAAAGGUGGUUUUCCACUUGUAACUGCUGUUUCAAAUGGUAACGAUGUUAUUUUGACACAGAAACGUUUCUUGUAUGAUGGCGAAUCGAACGACCAGUGGUACGUACCAGUUACGUAUUUGUCUUCAAAUUGUGGUACUGUUGAAACAGUUUGGUUAAAACCACAUAGUAACGUUACAAUUAAAAGCGUUAUAGAUAAUGAUGGAUGGAUUGUUGUAAAUCAUAAUUCUAGAGGAUACUAUAGAGUCAAAUACGACGACGUUCUCUACAACAGACUAACAAAGGCUCUAAAAACAAAUGCGUUACAGUUUACAGACCUAGAUAGAGCUCAAAUAGUUGACGAUACCUUCAAUUUAGCCAUGGCAGGUCAAAUCACCUAUAUAGAUCUAUUCAAAAUCAUUAAAUUUCUGAAGAACGAAACCUCAUACUAUCCAUGGGAUGCAGCUAUUAGAGGAUUCAACGAUAUAAAAGUGAAAUUUGAAGACAAUUCUCAAUUAAUUGGACAUAUUGAUCAUGUUUUACUAGAUCUGAUUCAUGGAGUUGCUAAUAAUGUUUCUUUAAUAAAUUGGGAUACGAUAGACCAUGUUUCUAGUUUAAAGCUGCCGGUUAUUUGGUUGGCAGCCUGUCAAACUGGUCAAAAGGAUUGUGUAUCAGAAACUAGAAGGUUGUUUGGGGAAUUUAGAAACAAGAGUAAGAGUAUCAAUCCUAAUAUAAGGCAAGUUGUAUACUGCAACGCAUUGAGGUAUAAUAAUGGUGACGCUACUGAUUGGAAAUUCUUAUGGAACAGAUUCCUUACAACAGAUCAACCUCAUGAGAGAAUAUACAUUUUGACUAGCCUUGGAUGCACAACAAAUAAGGAUCUUUUGACGUUUUACUUAGAUGCCUCGAUAAACAUUCUUACACCGUUCGAAUUCGAAAUAGUCUGGGAUUCCGUUUACCGCAAUGGUUUUAUAGGAUUGGAUAAAGCAUUCAACUAUUUUUUGGAAAAUCAUUCUGUUAUUUUCAAAUACGCUAACGAGUACGCUGUAGGAGUUUUUUCAAACAUAAUUGAACGGUUAAUAACAGAUGACCAAGUUAAAAAGCUUGAAAAAUUCAUUGAUGAGCUGGAUGAAGAUUCAGAGAUUAAAACAUUUGCUGAAGAAACACUGAAGAGUACGAAAAGAAAUUUGAAAAUAAAAUCCAGAAUAAAAAUAGAACUUGAAAAAUAUUUCGGGAUACAUCCUUCUGUAGUGACUCAUCUUUAACAAAGAUGAAAAAAAAGUUAACUUAAUGUUUCAUAGGAUUUAAGAAUAAAUGAUUUUUAAUUUUAA
This is a messenger RNA of Psylliodes chrysocephalus, 2951 nucleotides long. The record is from the annotation of a GenBank genome assembly. NCBI's taxonomy places the organism in Eukaryota, Metazoa, Arthropoda, Insecta, Coleoptera, Chrysomelidae.